Molecule: messenger RNA, 4731 nt
Organism: Amblyraja radiata (thorny skate)
Lineage: Eukaryota; Metazoa; Chordata; Chondrichthyes; Rajiformes; Rajidae
Gene: sec24c
Product: SEC24 homolog C, COPII coat complex component
Exons: 25
Coding region: 116-3574 (1152 amino acids)
Biological process (GO): intracellular protein transport; COPII-coated vesicle cargo loading; endoplasmic reticulum to Golgi vesicle-mediated transport
Cellular component (GO): endoplasmic reticulum exit site; COPII vesicle coat
Molecular function (GO): SNARE binding; zinc ion binding
Source: RefSeq, a predicted model, not a curated record
GUGCGUCAUUGCGUCAGCACGGCAGGCGGGCGAGAGACGGACGUGGCAGCGAGCGGAGAGAGAGGCCUCGGGAAGGCGGUAACAUUAGUUUGGGGAUGAACUUUGUGAAAUAAAGAUGAAUCAGCAAGGUCACAUGGCAUCUUAUGGACAGCCCCAACCUGGCUACCAAGGGUACCACCAGCAGCAGUUGGCUUAUGACAACCAGCACAUGACCGGUGUCCCACCCCCUCAAUAUGGACCAUACAACGGACCCGUCCAAGGCUACCAACAAACUGCUGUGCCGCAAGGACCUUUGAGGCCAGUACCAGGAUCAGCCCCAACCUCAGUUCCUCCCUCAACAACUGCACAGCAGCCAGUAUAUAAUCAGUAUGGGCAGGGAGAUGUACACAACGGUCCUGCAGUACCCGAGCAGAUGCAAAGGGUUCCACAGUCUCAGCAAUACAUGCCUGGUAAUACACUUCAUUCUGGUAGUCAACCGAUGCCAUAUCAACAGUAUGCGCCCUCGCUCAGUCAUGCUCAACAGUUACCAAACCAGAUGGCCCACAUGCAGAUCACUGGAGUUUCCAGCAACAGUGCAUCGCCUGUCAGCCAAGGUUACGGCCCGCCUGCUUCUCGUCCUCCAGCUGCAACUAGUUUGCCGCCUGUGGGUCCAGCAGCGUAUUCUGCAGCGCCUCAGAAUAUUCCCUCAAGCACACCGCAAGAUAAUAGCCUUCCUCAGCAUCCUUUUCCUGGGCAACCCUCCCCAGUGUCAACCUUCUCGUCUCCUCCCACAUCUAUAGGUCUUACGGGUGUGAUUCAUCCUCCUUCAGUUGGAAUGCAAAGACCUCCUACGAUGCAUGGACAACCUCUGCCAGGACAGCCUCCAUCGGGACCUUAUCCACCCCAGCCUAAUCACAGAUCUUUGGGUCCACAGCCUGGUAUGCCAGGGGCAAUCCCUGGUGCUCCAACACAGGGCUUUCAAAUGCAUCCAGCACCUAAUCAGGGAUUUGUACCACAACAGAACGGUUCUUUUGCGCAAAUGAGGGCGCCCCAACCAAAUUAUGCCGCACCUUCCACUGGAGCACCAAAUUACAGCAGUCAACCUCCACCUCAGCAGAAACGAUUGGACCCGGACAGCAUUCCAAGCCCUCAACUUAAUGAACUGCCAACUCAAAAGAAAACAAGACAUAGAAUAGAUCCAGAUGCAAUUCCUAGUCCAAUCCAAGUAAUUGAGGAUGAUAAGUCGAAUCGAGGAUCUGAACCAUUUUCGACAGCUGUAAGAGGACAAGUUCCACCACUCGUGACGACUGACUUUGUGGUAAAGGAUCAAGGGAAUGCAAGUCCUCGUUUUGUUCGAUGUGCAACUUACAAUAUACCUUGCACUUCAGACAUGGCAAAACAAUGUCAGGUUCCCCUCACUACAGUCAUAAAACCACUUGCCACGCUGCCAGCUGAUGAGGCACACCCUUUCAUUGUAGAUCAUGGAGAGACUGGCCCUAUACGGUGCAAUAGGUGCAAGGCCUACAUGUGUCCUUACAUGCAGUUUAUUGAAGGAGGGCGCAGAUUCCAAUGUGCAUUUUGCAGUUGUGUCACAGAAGUACUGCCUCACUAUUUCCAACAUUUGGAUCACACCGGCAAGCGAAUGGACUACUACGAUCGACCAGAACUGUCACUUGGUUCCUAUGAAUUUUUAGCCACUGUAGACUACUGCAAGAAUAAUAAAUUUCCUAAUCCACCUGCGUUCAUCUUUAUGAUCGAUGUAUCCUACAAUGCACUGAAAAGUGGGCUGGUUCACCUAUUAUGUGAGGAGCUUAAAACUCUGUUGGACUUCCUUCCAAGGGAGGGCAAUGCAGAAGAAUCUGCAAUAAGGGUUGGCUUUGUAACAUAUAACAAAGUUUUACAUUUUUACAAUGUUAAGAGCUCGUUAGCUCAGCCACAAAUGAUGGUGGUGUCCGAUGUAGCUGACAUGUUUGUGCCCUUGCUUGAUGGAUUCCUGGUCAAUGUGAAUGAGUCACGGGCUGUGAUAAACAGUUUAUUAGAACAGAUUCCUGAAAUGUUUGGUGAUACCAGAGAAACUGAGACAGUUUUUGGACCUGUUAUUCAAGCUGGCCUGGAAGCCCUCAAGGCAGCUGAAUGUGCUGGCAAACUGUUCAUAUUCCACUCCACCCUGCCUCUUGCUGAAGCGCCUGGAAAGCUAAAGAAUAGAGAUGACAAGAAGCUAAUCAACACAGACAAAGAAAAGACGCUGUUUCAACCUCAGACCAGCUUUUACAAUAAUCUGGCAAAGGAGUGUGUGGCACAAGGCUGCUGUGUGGACCUCUUCCUAUUCCCUAAUCAAUAUGUUGAUGUGGCAACCUUGGGACUGGUUACGUAUCAGACGGGAGGUUCCAUUUACAAGUACACAUACUUCCAGGCACAAGCAGAUGGUGAGCGAUUCCUAAAUGAUCUACACAGAGAUGUUAGAAAAGUGAUUGGGUUUGAUGCUGUGAUGAGGGUGCGGACAAGUACAGGGAUUAGAGCAACUGAUUUCUUUGGCUCAUUCUACAUGAGUAACACAACUGAUGUGGAGUUGGCGGCAUUAGACUGUGAUAAAACCAUCACGGUGGAAUUCAAACAUGAUGAUAAAUUGAAUGAAGAUAGUGGAGCUCAAAUUCAGUGUGCUUUGCUCUACACCAGUUGCAGUGGACAGAGGAGGCUACGCAUACACAACCUUUCCCUUAAUUGCUGUACUCAGCUUGCUGACCUGUACAGAAACUGUGAGACCGACACACUUAUCAACUUCUUUGUAAAAUUGGCUUAUCGCGCUGUUCUGAAUAACUCCACAAAGACUGUACGAGAGUCCUUAAUUAACCAGUCUGCUCAGAUUUUGGCGUGCUACCGCAAGAAUUGUGCAAGUCCAUCUUCGGCCGGACAGAGUGGCUCAUUAGACCAUUUCAGAGGACGUUUAGCAGUCAACCGAAUUGCUAUGGAACUGCAGUCACAGACAGGCCAGCUGAUUCUACCAGAGUGCAUGAAGCUACUGCCUGUGUACCUGAACUGUGUAUUGAAGAGUGAUAUUCUACAGCCUGGAGGUGACGUUUCUACUGACGAUCGGGCCUACAUCCGUCACCUCAUUGCAAGUAUGGAUGUAUCUGAAACCAACGUGUUCUUCUACCCUAGGGUUUUACCUGUGCACAAAAUGGAUGUUGAUGGUGAUGAUUUUCCAGUGGCCGUUCGUUGCUCAGAGGAACGACUAUCAAAGGGUGGCAUCUAUUUGCUGGAGAAUGGUUUGAACCUCUUCAUAUGGGUGGGAAUGAGCACACAGCAUGACCUCAUCCAGAGCAUCUUUAAUGUGCAAUCGUUUGGCCAGAUUGACUCUGGAAUGGCCACUCUACCACAGUUGGAUAACCCGUACUCCAAAAAAUUGCGUUCCAUGGUUGAUGUAAUUCGUGCUCAGAGACCCAGGUUUAUGAAGCUCUUGAUAGUGAAGCAAGAAGACAAGAUGGAGGUGCUCUUCAAGCAUUUUCUUAUGGAGGACAAGAGUUCAAACGGUGGAGCCUCUUACGUGGACUUUCUAUGCCAUAUGCACAAGGAGAUACGACAACUGCUCAGCUAAUCUGGGGCAGCAGGGUGGGAUUGAGAGGGUUGGACGGAGCUGUAUACUCUGAGGGAAAUGUUUCCCAGCUGUAGCCCAGCAGGCCCAGUGCUUGAUGUCAGUAAGGGUCUUGUCUGUCAACAGCUGUCAUGGAAGCAACAUGGGUGUGUGGCUAACCUGUUAAUACUGAAUGUAAUGUAAGGAAUUAAUAGUACAGUAUAAUGUAUAUGAUUUAGAAUCUUCUAUGAGAGCUAUCUUUUCAACACUGGUAUUACUGUGUCCCUUGUGUGUGAGGAGAUGUGGGCAGGAAUGCACCGUGUGGAUGUAUGGAAGGAAAACUCCAAAUACACAAGAUUUCAAGUCAAUAAAUUGAACAAAAUUCAGUUUGUGGCUUUGCUAACAUGGUUUGACUUCUGGAAAUUAUUUUUAUAUGCAUCAAUAGUAAUCAUUUCAUGUUGUACACAGCUUUCUUUUCUUGUUUCUGUUAAUUAGGUCUUUAAAUGUGAAUAGAUUUGUGAAUGAAAAUAAGUUAUCUAUUCACUUGUGAAUGCUUAAACUUUGAUUAAUUUCCAUAAUAUUUUCUCCCUUGCAGAUUCUUUAAAAAAAACUUGACGUACAGAAAUGGCUUUGGUGGGGGGUGGGCGGGGUGGGGGAGAAUUUUUUAAAUGUUUGCAAAUUUUCUGUAUUUCUGUUUCAGAUUUUAGAUACUAAUCAGAGAAGGGAGUAUAUAGCAGGCAUUCUCAAACUGCUGCCCUGUUCAAAGUCAAUGAUGGCUCCAAUGUGUUUCAUAAUUGGAGUACCAACCAUUAUCCAACCAAACAUAUCAAAUGCAAAAAGGAAUGACUUAAUUCAAUCCUUCAACCACAACUUUGUGUUUUGAUUGUAAGCCUUGUGAUUGCAAGACUUUGAUAGGAUUUGAUGCCAAUCUUUGAGGAGAGGAGUAUAUUACUGUUUUCAUGUCCAUUACAAAUCAGAUGAGCAGUAGUGAUCCAGGAUUAAAGGCACAAUUCCUUUUCAAGGCAUUUUUCCUUUGUAUUUUCCCAUUCCUAUUUAUUAGGUCGGUUUACCAUGCUGACUUUUGCAGCCUGCUGUAAAAAUAUAUAUAUAUAAAAAAUGUGCUGUUGUAAACGGGACAUUAAAUUUUGAUGCAAUAAAUACAUUUCUUUUCAAAUGCCUCA